This is a messenger RNA of Anguilla anguilla (European eel), 1945 nucleotides long. Its product is annotated as cytochrome P450 4V2. The record is from RefSeq and is a predicted model, not a curated record. Bases 321 to 1856 code for a protein of 511 amino acids. Lineage: Eukaryota; Metazoa; Chordata; Actinopteri; Anguilliformes; Anguillidae. The transcript has 11 exons. Gene Ontology annotation, molecular function: heme binding; monooxygenase activity; iron ion binding.
CGGCAAUUGGUUUAACCGUGGGUAACAGAAAAAAGAGGGAGAUGCUCAACAUCCAAAGCGAAAACGAGCACGUAAGAGACGGUUCUUUUGGUGUCAUUGGCUCAGCGCUUUGCUGUUGCAAGGUCAGUGAACGAUAAAAGAACUGAUCGAAAUGAUGAUGACAAGGGUUGAUCGAAGAGGCAAGCUUAUUUUAGCGGCAGGUUUAAUUAUUUAACCGAACGAGAACCACAAUAGUUCUAGUUUCGGCAAUUUACAGUCCCAGCUCACGUCAGCAAGAGAAGACACAUUGAUCUUGGAGAUCCCUUCGCCUCCAUACGACCAUGGCUCAGGACGUCGGAGAAUUGUUGGGAGCGUCAGUAGUUUUCGUUUUACUCUUAACUCUAUUGGCGAUUUUCACUCAACUGUUGCUCAGCAGCUAUGUGAGCAAAUGGAGACAGAUGAAGCCUAUUCCAGGUAUAAGCCCGACCUACCCUUUACUGGGCAAUGCGCUUGCCUUCAAGUCCAAUGGACGAGAUUUCUUCUGUCAACUGAUUGAGUACACAAAUGCAUUCCGGAAUGAGCCGCUGAUGAAGAUCUGGAUCGGUCCUGUGCCUUUUCUUGUUUUAUUUCACGCUGAAACCAUUGAGAUGGUGCUCAAUAACCCGAAGCACAUGGAUAAAGCCUACGCCUACAAGUUUCUCCACCCGUGGCUGGGCACCGGCCUGUUGACCAGCACUGGGGACAAGUGGCGCAGGCGGCGGAAGAUGCUCACCCCCACCUUCCAUUUCUCCAUCCUGACGGAGUUCCUGGAGGUGAUGAACGAGCAGGCGGAGGUGCUGAUCGAGAAGCUGGGGAAGCAGGCAGGCAAAGGGGCGUUCAACUGCUUCAACCACAUCACCCUCUGUGCCCUGGACAUCAUCUGUGAGACUGCAAUGGGCAAGAAAAUCUAUGCGCAGAGUAACUAUGACUCUGAGUAUGUCCGUUGUGUGUACAGGAUGAGUGACAUCAUCACCCGCAGGCAAAGGAUGCCGUGGUAUUGGCCGGACUUGAUCUACUACUUCCUGGGGGAGGGGAGGGAGCACAACAGAAGCCUGAAAGUUCUCCACUCCUUCACAGAGAAUGUGAUCUCUGAGAGAGCCGAGUAUAUCUCCAGCAUCGAGUCGGACAGCGAGUCGGACCAGGGCACCAAGAAGCGCAGGGCCUUCCUGGACAUGCUCCUGAAGACCGUGGACGAGGACGGCAACAGGCUGACCCACAAGGACAUCCAGGAGGAGGUGGACACCUUCAUGUUCAGGGGCCAUGACACGACAGCAGCCUCAAUGAACUGGGCUGUCCACCUGAUUGGCUCUCACCCGGAAGUCCAGAGGAAGGUUCAGCAGGAACUCCGGGAAGUGUUUGGCGAGUCGGACCGCCCUGUUAACACGGACGACCUGAAGAGGCUGCGCUACCUGGAGUGCGUCAUCAAAGAGUCCCUGCGCCUGUUUCCCGCCGUCCCGUUCUUCGCCCGCAGCAUUUGUGAGGACUGCCACAUCAGCGGCUUCAAGGUCCCCAAAGGCGCCAACGCCGUCAUCAUACCGUACGCCCUGCACCGCGACCCGCGGUACUUCCCCGACCCGGAGGAGUUCCGCCCCGAACGCUUCCUGCCCGAGAAUUCGGUGGGGAGGCCCGCGUACGCGUUCGUCCCCUUCUCUGCGGGACUGAGGAACUGCAUAGGUCAGCGCUUUGCGAUAAUGGAGGAGAAGGUUGUUUUGGCUUCAAUUCUGCGCAACUUCAACAUUGAGGCGACCCAGAAGCGGGAGGAUCUGCACCCCCUGGGGGAGCUCAUUCUCCGGCCCGAACAGGGAAUCUGGAUCAAGAUAGAGAAGAGAGCGCAGUGAUACCCCCUCCACCCGCCGCCCUCCACUCACUUCUAACCACAUCCAGUCUCACCUACACCCGCCCCCACCCACCUCCGUCCACGCAUGCA